Messenger RNA from Aspergillus pseudoviridinutans, 1341 nucleotides. Its product is annotated as FAD-binding oxidoreductase. Gene Ontology annotation, molecular function: oxidoreductase activity; FAD binding. The record is from RefSeq and is a predicted model, not a curated record. Lineage: Eukaryota; Fungi; Ascomycota; Eurotiomycetes; Eurotiales; Aspergillaceae. The transcript has 2 exons. The coding region runs from base 1 to 1341 and encodes 446 amino acids.
AUGAGUAUCACCUGGCGAAACAACACCAACGCGGAUGCAUAUGCAACGCUGAGCCGGCUUAGAGUGUUUAACGGCCGUCUACCGCCAUAUCUGCCGCGCGUGGUGGUUCGAGUCCUGGGCAUCGAGGAUGUGUUGGCCGGGGUUGCGUUGGCGACCCGAGAGAAUUGUAGGCUGGCCGUUCGGUCUGGAGGCCAUUCGCUACCCGUGUGGAGUCUCCACGAGGAUGCAGUUCUUCUGGACCUGGGAGACUGGAAGAACAUCGACAUCGAUCUCGCCAAUGAACGGGCUAUGGUGACACCGGCCGUGACUAGCAAAGAACUCGAUGAUGCGCUGUCACCGCGAGGGCUCAUCUUCCCCGGCGGACAUUGCCCGGACGUUGGUCUGGGGGGUUUCUUGCUUCAGGGAGGCAUGGGGUGGAAUUUUCAGGGUUGGGGCUGGGGUUGCGAGGCCGUCGAGGCUGUCCAGGUCGUGACGGUACAGGGGGAGCUGAUCUGGUGCAAUAAGGAGCACAAUUCGGAUCUGUACUGGGCUGCCCGAGGGGCUGGACCGGCAUUUCCGGCCAUCGUGGUCUGCUUUCAGGUCCGAGUGAUGCCCUGCCAGCCCCAGGGGCUCUGGUCUUCGGCCUACAUAUACCCCCAACACCACUACCGGCCAGCAUUUGAAUGGUCCCUGGCCGUCAUUCCCAUCGCGGGAGAAAACACCGAAAUCAAGCUCCUCGCGUACUACCCGGCGGACAGCGAGGAUAUUUGUCUCCUGGUACAGUUCAUCACCAGGCAAGAGACAGCCGCCGAUGCGCAAGACAUCCUGUCCCUGAUUCACGCACGCCGUCCCCCUGGUGCCCUCAUGGAGUCCGCCGUGCAGCCCAAUAGCAUGAAAAGCCUGUUCGCCAUGCAAGCCGCGGCGAAUCUCCCGGGGUACCGAUGCUGCUCGGACAACGCCUUUCUGAGGGACGGGGUGGAUGUCGUCUCCGUACUCGCGCCCGCCUUCCUGACACUCCCGCACCGACGGAGCUUUGCCUUCUGGUCGCCGAUGGUGCCCCGCAGUCGCAAGCCCUUGACGGACAUGGCGCUCAGCAUCCAGUCGGACCAGUAUGUCGCCCUGUAUGCCGUGUGGGAAGAUGCACAUGACGAUGAGCGCUGCCGACAGUGGGCCCACGGCUUUGUGCGGUCCAUUGACGCCCAUUCUGCGGGAUCAUACAUUGGGGAGGCAGAUCCGKAAAGGCGACCAGGUCGAUUCUGGACGGAGGAGUGCUCAGAACGACUGAUGGCCGUGCGACAGAGCUGGGAUCCCCAGGGUCGUCUGUGUGUGUGCCCGAAUCUGAUGCCUGAGGAGAGAAACUAA